AUGACUGAAGGCUCGGAUGUCAAUGAUUUCCUGGAGCGCAUUCGGGAACUAGGCGAGCGGCGCGACAAGGAAGAUGAAGAGCGCACCAAGAAACUGGAGGAAGAGAUUCUGCAGGGCCGGAAAGAAAGGCAGGCCCGGAGAGCUGAACGAGCACGAUCCCUCGCCCUCACAGAUGAUUCCCCAACCCUCAAUGUCGCGCGACUGAGCGCUUCCUCCAUCAGCCCUGGCUCGAUCAACCCGCCGGAACACCUCGAGCCGACUCCGCGACAAGAGACACAGGAUAUGGACAAGUCGGAGAAUACCGCGUCCGCCGAGGGGCGUGGAUCAGUUCAGGAUCCCAUGGAUUCGCCUCGAUCCCGCCCUCCGUUGUCUCGUAGCCGAGCAGGGACCUUGUCAUGGCAGCAACGCCCUUUGUCGCGAGAGUUUGGGUCUCCCACAGCCUCCCCAACCCGCUCUCCGACGCGUGCAAGCCACUUGAGAAACUUGUCCACGGCAUCUGAUGAAAACAGGCUGUCCCGCCCCUUUGCGUUUGCGCGCCCAACAGACUCGUCUCCCCAGAGCCCGGAACGAGGCGUUGGCUCGGCAUAUCGUAAAAAGGAAGAACGGCCGGAUAGUGUCACAGAGUCAAGCGCCCCUCAGCUGCCGACACCGAGUGUGGACCAUGAACCGAGUGUCGAAGUUGAGAAGCCAGAGGCAGAGAGAUCGCCGUCCAUUCCAAGAACCGGGUCUCGGGAUAGCAACACGAGCCAUCGCUUCUCUGUGUCAUCAGUCUCUGGGCUGGGGUCGCCAGUGCAUCUGUCAGAGGCUCAAAAGCUCGAGCCACUGCAGGCUGAGUCUUACCUCGAGGAUCCUAUGCCGGAAUCUCCAACCCAGCGGCGAAUGUCUCCAGAGCGAACGCGGUCAACAUCGCCCACAAAGGGGCUCGGGGGGUUCGUUCAAAGUGCAAUGAUGAGACGGUCAGACAGCGUGUCGAAAAGGUGGAGUGCUCAGAUUCCGCAAGGACUGAGUCGGUCCAACUCGAUCAUCUCAAAUCGCAGUAGCGUAGCAGGUCCAAGUUUGAGUGAGAUGGCCCCUCCUUCUACUCGGGGAGUUGGCCGCGAAACUCCCACUCUUCCCCGACGACCAGGCUCCAGCCACAGCGAAGCACCCACAGAAAGAACCGAGAGACCAACAACACCUUCUGGGCCCCCACCUGCACUCUCAGAUAGAAACAACGUGCGCGCCGACGGAAGCCCGAGCAGAACAAGUCGACCCCUUCACUCCAGGUCUGCCAGCUCAGUGACCGCAGACGGCAACGACUCUCCGUUUGUAUCACGCACUAUGGACCCUAGACGCUGGAGCCCCAGCAAGGCUACCUGGCUGGAGAGUGCUCUCAACCGGCCUGAGUCGCCGCGCUCUACCCGACCCCCCUCGCAGCCCUCCUGGGCCAGGGACCGACAGUCUCGGGGCAGUGUCGACAUGGGACGGGUAAGCAAUUUCAAGGAAGUCACUCCCAUUGGUUUGAUGCGAACACCCCCGCCAGGACUUCAGUUCAAGAGACCCAGUGUGUCCGGUCCGUCGCUGCCUGAAAGCCCGGGAAACAAAGCGAAGGAAGCUGUUCCUGAGUCUCCAUCUGUUCUGGGUACCCCCGUUGCCAGCAAAGUGAAGGAAACAAUUCCAGAAACUCCCUCCGCCCCCGAAGUCCCUGAGACCAAAGCGGAGGAUACUCCAGGAUCCCCCUCAGUUCUCGAGACUUCUGAUACCAGCAUGGCAAACCAGACGAUUCCUCACUCUCCUUCUGCAGGUAGCUCUGGACCCGUCAAAUCGAGGGAAGCAGCUCCAGAACGUCCCUCGCCUCCUGCGGAAACACCGUCCACGCCUGUCAAGGAGACGACAGAGGAACUCAAGUCUGUUUCUCUCGCUGAACAAAAAGGCGAAUCACAAGAACCGGCAGCUGAGGCAUCCGCAG
Penicillium canescens is the source of this 1948-nucleotide messenger RNA. RefSeq lists its product as uncharacterized. The transcript has 2 exons. The record is from RefSeq and is a predicted model, not a curated record. The annotation marks the transcript as partial. NCBI's taxonomy places the organism in Eukaryota, Fungi, Ascomycota, Eurotiomycetes, Eurotiales, Aspergillaceae.